Lampris incognitus (smalleye Pacific opah) is the source of this 3313-nucleotide messenger RNA. It is a transcript of the gene mylipa, whose product is annotated as myosin regulatory light chain interacting protein a. Gene Ontology annotation, biological process: ubiquitin-dependent protein catabolic process. NCBI's taxonomy places the organism in Eukaryota, Metazoa, Chordata, Actinopteri, Lampriformes, Lampridae. The coding region runs from base 122 to 1558 and encodes 478 amino acids. Gene Ontology annotation, molecular function: ubiquitin-protein transferase activity. The transcript is spliced from 7 exons. The record is from RefSeq and is a predicted model, not a curated record. Gene Ontology annotation, cellular component: cytoskeleton.
UGCUCAGAAAGUGAGGGAAGGCUGAUGCAGGGUGAUUUUAAACAGAGGGUUACCGGUAUUUGUUUUAUUGUUUUGAAAGAGAGGCAGACCAAAGAUAUAUAAAAAGGCAAGCGUAGCCAAAAUGCUUUGUCACGUCACUCGCCCAGAUUCGGUGGUCAUGGAAGUGGAAGUUGAUGCGAAGGCGAAUGGGGAAGAUUGCCUGAAUAAGGUUUGUAGAAAGUUGGGUAUUAUUGAAGUGGACUACUUUGGACUCCAGUUUUCGGGCAGCAAAGGGGAGAACCUGUGGCUGAAUCUGAGAAAUCGCAUCUGCCAGCAGAUGGACAAUGUGACUCCCUGUCGACUGAGGCUGCGAGUCAAGUUCUUUGUGGAGCCUCAUCUCAUUCUACAGGAACAGACGAGACACGUCUUCUUCAUGCACGUGAAGGAGGAUCUCCACAGCGGUCACCUGCGCAUGGGUUCGGAGCAGGCGGAGGAGCUCAGCGCACUCCUGGCGCAGGCCGAGUUUGGUGACUAUAACCAGAACACAGCCAAGUACUGGUACUCCGAGCUAUGCGGGGAGGAGCCCAGCCCAGCCACUAUCAACAGCAUCAUCUCCAGACACAAAGCUCUGGAGGGUUUGAGUCAGGGCUCGGUGGAGUACCAGGCACUGCAGCUGGUCUCCUCUCUGGAGCAUUACGGUGUGGAGUGGCACUGGGCCCGCGAUGCAGAAGGCCAGCGUCUGGCCAUAGGAGUUGGCCCUGAGGGCAUCGCCGUCUGCAAGGAGGACUUCAGCUUAGUCAACAGAAUUAGCUAUCCCGUCAUUCAGAUCGCCACCCAGUCAGGGAAGAGUGUGUACCUGACGGUUACAAAGGAUACCAGCGAUAGUGUGGUGCUGCUGUUUAAGUUGAUUAGUAACCGGGCAGCCAGCGGUCUGUACCGGGCCAUCACUGAGACCCAUGCCUUCUACAGGUGCGACACAGUGACCAACGCAGUGAUGAUGCAGUACAGCCGUGACUUCAAGGGCCACCUGGCUUCGCUCUUCCUCAACGAGAACAUCAACCUGGGGAAGAAGUACGUGUUUGACAUCCGUCGUACCUCCAAGGAGGUGUACGACCAUGCCCGCCGCGCCCUCUACAAUGCCGGCAUUGUGGACCUGGUGGCCCGUGCCGGCAGCGGGGAGCGCACACCCCCCUCACGCUCACCGAGCCGAGACCACCAGGACGAGGGCCCGGACUGCGGCAGCUGCCAGCAGAGCCGCCUCCUGCAGGAGAGGCUUCAGAAGCUGAGGGAGGCGCUGCUGUGUAUGCUUUGCUGCGAGGAAGAGAUCGAUGCCGCCUUCUGCCCAUGCGGACACAUGGUGUGCUGCCAGACCUGCGCCAAUCAGCUCCAGUCGUGUCCGGUGUGUCGGUCGGAGGUGCAGCACGUGCAGCACGUCUACCUGCCCACCUGCACCAGCCUGCUGAGCCUGACGCUGAACGACAACCACCAGCGCCGCAGCCCCAUGCCCAUCCACAGAGGCCUGGCCGCCCCUCACACGUGCACCACCGACGACUACGACCACAAGAUCUACCACGCCUAAAGAGAGGGAAAACGAAUAGAGACAAAAGACGACUCCCAAAAAACCCCACCAAACUCUCCAGCUGGUACCAAGUCGACCCGGCCCGAUCAACACUUCAUCGAUGUCUCAAUAGAGGAGGGGGGAGCACAGACUUUAUCCAUUUUUCUGUUUUGAAGGUCAUCGACUACCAAACGUUUAAGAAGCUGGCAAAGCACCGAAAGUACUCCUUCUUUUUAGUGAGCGAUUGUGUUUCAUCGGUUGUUUGCCUUCGCCAUGUCAGGCCAUCAGCCAUCCUAUUUUAUUGCUCCUUCGUUGUGUUUCCUCUUCAUUUUUGGUUGAGAUUCCAAAACGUUGACGUCGCUCUGUUUUCACACUGUUUUCACGUGUGUGUGUUUGCUUUCUUUAUCAUCGAAAACUCCUGCCUCCAUGUUUUUACGUUAGACCGUUGUGUUUCUUAUCAAAAUUAUUGCAUCAGUUGACCUGACAUGCAGUAGAAACAGGAUUUCCUUUCUUUUAUUUCUUCUAGUUUGAGUGGGUUUUGGGCGGCGGGGGUGUUCUUCUCCACUCCAUAUCAGGUUUACAGCACCGCAAAAUAUAUUUGCUAUGAGGAAAUUCUGCAUUUUAAGAGCAAAGUUUAACACUGUGCAAAACGGACUGAGUACUGGGUUGUUUUGUGUUUUUACAACUUUUUGCCCUUUUAAAGCUUUGUGAUUUGAAAAAUUUAUGAUGCAUAAUGGAGUGCAUAUUUUUAUUUCUGCUCGUUUAUUUACCUUUUUUUGUUUUGUUUUGUUUUGUGUGUGUGUGUGUGUGUGUCCUGCAUGGUUUUCCAUGCGAAUGAUGAGGCCGGUCCGGGCUGGGGAGCCCUGCCGCGGGCGUAGCAUGGCAUACUGAUGAGAUAUGUAUGUGGCACAAUAAGGCCGGCGUUGUUCUGUUCAUAUGCAAAUCUUUUGGGUUUAAAUUUCUGGGUUUCCAGAUCUUUUAUAAAUUUUUGAAACCCCUGUCAGAUCUCGACUGUAGAGAAAUGGCUAACCCCCCCCCCACACACACACACACACAAUUGAAGAUAAAAAUUGCGGUUCUCCAAAACAAGCCCCGUUCUCACAUGGCCCGCUCCACUCUCUGAUCUCCGCACCAAAAAGAAACCUGGACACUGAAGAGCGCCGUAAAACCACGAGGGUUACCUACUGAAGCCCACGCUUUUCCUUUCUUCUCCUUUGUUUCAGUCUCGACCAUACAAACUUGUGUUAGACAAACUCAGCCGAGUUCCUUCGGGUUGUUUUUAAAAGGGUACUAGGAGAUGUGUCUGUGCAAUAUUAGCUCACUUUUUGAAAAGCUUUUUUCACUUUUUUCCCCCCCAAAGUUUCUCUAGUUUUAACGAAUAGAUAAUUGAGGAGGAAAAAUAAACUUGUCACUUUACCAAGGAUGUUUUUUUCCGAGUGUCCGUUGGCAGUUUUGGCCUUAAUGUAGCAGCAACACCGUGUGUUUGGAUCCUAUAUUCUUUCUUUGCACAGACUAUGUAUUUGUUUUUUUUUUGUUUUUUUUUGGUGAGAUGAAAAAGAGGAAUAAUUAUCUUUAUUUCUUGUCGCUGACACAGUUCAGCUCAGUCACUGCAGGGGAAAAACUUUUAUUAUGGUCCACAUUGUACAAGUAGUCAUUUGUUUCUGUUUUAUGAAGCAAAAGCCACUAUGCUCUAUAAAAUGUAGAAAUGACUGGGGAUUAUAUCCUUUUCUAUAUUAUGCUUUGAAUGAGAGAAAGUAUUAAUAAAGUUGUUUUUUU